AUGGCUGAUGACCCGCAAAACAGGGUGGCGCCGUACGCACAGAUAAACAGCCCAAUACCCAGCAGCGGAAUACACAAUCUGGAUGUGCUGCUGGCUAGAUCGCGUAAACACGGAAUCGCCGAGUCUUCAGAUCUUGUGGAGCCUCCUUCCAAACGCGGCGUGCUCAGCGACAGCCACGGCCAGCUGGUUUUAGGCGAUAUCCCUUCAUCCCCACCUAUUGUGGGCGCGAACGAGUCAGAUACUGAAGAAGACGAGUGCUCGACUCCGCUCAGACCGGCGUUUGCAUCCUCGAGCUUCGUCACGAAACACGCGUCGCGCUCCGAUUCGACGUCAACAAUUGUUGCUCCCCGGCUUGCCUCAGUCACCCGGACUGUUGAUUCGGCUAGUUUCGCGGGAAGAACAGCCUCACACACCGCAUCAUUCGGUAUCAAGCAAAUGAGCCCUCUUGCGGUUAUCCGCAAUACUGUCGACACGGGAAGAGAUACCCUCGACCUUGCUGAGCGCGACAUUGAACAGCUGCCGUCGGAAAUCGGUGAUCUCCAGCAUUGGGUGUCUCUGGAACGCCCCACGCUCAAAGUGUGUCUUGGAAACAACAAUCUGCGGUAUCUUCAUUUGGGAUUAUUCGAUGUUAACAUUUCUGAAUUGCUAUUGAGACACAACAACCUGCGUGAAAUCCCUCAGCAAAUCGGCAAUUUGAAGAGCCUUCAAGAGCUCUCAGUGGGAUCGAAUAACCUGUCCUAUUUACCGGCCGAAUUGCUUUUGCUUCCAAACCUAACGGUUCUGUCAGUGGUCCCGAAUCCAUGGCUCGAGCUGCCAGAGGGCGUCGAAAACCUACAGGACGAAAUGCCGUCUUUGGUGUUUCGCCAAGUCUACGUCGCAAGCGAACCCCCCACACUCGUUGAGUUCGCCCAAAGAGUCCUCGCCGACCAUGAUCUGCUGGUCCGGGAUCGCAAGAGCUGGGCAUUGAGCGAGCACCAGCAAAAACUAGUGGACACCGCUCAGAUAUCGCGCGAGCGUGGACACGUGUGUUUUUAUUGUCGCAAGCCAUAUAUACGUGCAAUUGGCCAGGUCACGGAGUGGUGGAACGUCUGUCACAAUAAAGCAUUGCCGUUCAGAAAGUUCUAUUGCACGCAACGCUGUCUGCGUAACGAUGUUUAUGAUUUAUGA
This is a messenger RNA of Wickerhamiella sorbophila, 1167 nucleotides long. Its product is annotated as Leucine-rich repeat-containing protein 69. NCBI's taxonomy places the organism in Eukaryota, Fungi, Ascomycota, Dipodascomycetes, Dipodascales, Trichomonascaceae. The transcript has a single exon. The record is from RefSeq and is a predicted model, not a curated record. The coding region runs from base 1 to 1167 and encodes 388 amino acids.